This is a messenger RNA of Amoebophrya sp. A25, 510 nucleotides long. The record is from the annotation of a GenBank genome assembly. NCBI's taxonomy places the organism in Eukaryota, Dinophyceae, Syndiniales, Amoebophryaceae.
AGCGGGAUUGCGGCUUUCAUCCAUAGCUUGUUGGUGCAAUAGGACAUGCAAAAACCGCAGUAAGUGGCCAUUGGAAGGGAGCCCUACUUCGGCACCGCAGGAGCCACCACCAGCCGAUCCAUUUUCGCACGGCAUUUUGUGUGUUGCGAUUUUGGCAUGCAGCUUCUGAUUCUGUGGAUUACUACUCUUUUGGCGCGUGGAUUCGCGGGGGCCGCGUUCAGGGCUAGAUUGAUGGCUGCGCGACGGUUGUGAGCCUAGGUCUGUCGGAACCUGGAGGCCUCACACGCAAGACACAGUCGCGACCAACGGGGAUCGCAGGUUGAGACAUUCCAUGCACAAGGACGGAUAGAGAUGAAAGCGAGCAUUGCUACUUCAAUAGGCGUAGUGUGGAGUCAUAGUGGCCACAAAUGUAACAGUCACAACCCAGAAGAUGAAAAGAUGCAACCCAGAAGAAAGAGAAACGACGACGAACCUGUUGGUUCAGUUCUUGUGGAGGGAGGUUCUGUUUAG